Molecule: messenger RNA, 14994 nt
Organism: Poeciliopsis prolifica (blackstripe livebearer)
Lineage: Eukaryota; Metazoa; Chordata; Actinopteri; Cyprinodontiformes; Poeciliidae
Product: protocadherin-1-like
Exons: 5
Coding region: 695-4348 (1217 amino acids)
Biological process (GO): homophilic cell-cell adhesion
Cellular component (GO): plasma membrane
Molecular function (GO): calcium ion binding
Source: RefSeq, a predicted model, not a curated record
GGGGGAGAGAGAGACGGAGAGGGAGUGAAGCGCGAGCGCACUGGUUUGGAUUCACUCCACUUUCUCAUCACUCACGGUGCAGCCGCGCGACCCGCUCCGUGCCGGACCGCGCGAGGACCGAAACUGGACCAAGAGGGGACCGGAGCAAUCCUGCGUUACCAGCAGCUUCAACUCUUUUGACACUUUUUUUUUUUUUUUAGAAAGUGUAUAGGGAGAAAAAAGGGUAAGAUUUUUUUAUAUUUUUUAUUGUUUUUUUUUUUUUUUUUUCCACGUCCCGGUGCUUCGUCCACAUUCAGCACCUCCACCCUAACUCCCUCUUCAUCCCGCAGAGAGCGAGCCACCAGCGGAGGAUGCAGCUGCUUCCAUCCGGCCGCCGGUGACGCUUUCAGGGGUCCGUCAGUGAGUCCGGCCGUGCCUCCGGAGAGCGCUGGUCACGACUGACAGAAACUGAGAGAAACUGGAGGAAUAACUACAGCCGUGACUGGAUUGUUUGAUUCGCCUCUGAAUCUUUUUUUUUUUUCGUUUGUUUAUUUUCUUUUCUUUUUUUUUUUUCUUUUUUACUACAACCUUGUGGAUUCUUUAUGAUAAAACAAUUUUUGUCCUGGAGCGUCUGCGUCUGGAUACCGCGGAGGAGCGAGAGCCUGUAGCCGGCGGUGGAGCGCCCAGACCUGGGUCUUUAACUCGAUCCAGAUUGAUGUUGUCCGGCAGAGACAUGGUGAUCCUGAGGUGGGAGCUACUGUCCCUCUUGGCCAUCAUCCUGAUGGUCUCCUGCAAUGCUGCGCCUACAGAUAUUCUGUAUCGGGUAAAUGAGGAACAGCCUCCCAACACGUUGAUUGGCAGCCUGGCCGCAGACCAAGGCCUCCCAGACACUGGACAUCUGUACAAGCUAGAGGUGGGCACCCCUUACCUGAGGGUGGACGGCAAAACUGGGGACAUCUACACCACAGAGAUUCCUAUUGACCGCGAGACACUGAGUGACUGCCAAAACCAGUUUGAUGACAAAUGCUACCUGGAAUUUGAGGUGUCCAUCACAGACAUGGUGAAAGGGAUUGGCUCAGGGCCGCGACUGAUUGAAGGUCGCAUUGAAGUGCUGGAUAUGAAUGACAACACGCCACAGUUCUCUUCACCCAUCCUCUCCCUAGCAAUUCCAGAAAAUACACACAUUGGUGCACUCUUCUCCAUCCCAAUGGCCACAGACAAGGACUCUGGUUCCAACGGCGUGGCUGAGUACUCUCUCAGUUCCGGAUCGGAUGCUGAUCAACUCUUCAGCCUGCAGGUCGCUUUGGACACGGACGAGAAGCAGCCACAGCUGGUUGUCAUGGGUAACUUGGAUCGUGAGAAGAAAGAUUCGUAUGAUCUGAAUAUCCGGGUUGUAGAUGGAGGGGAUCCACCAAGGGCGAGCAGCGCUUUACUGCGAGUCACCGUGACUGAUCAGAAUGACAAUGCUCCAAAGUUUGAGAGAAAUCACUAUGAGGCAGAACUGCCAGAGAACAGCCCACUGGGACACUCCGUUUUGCAGGUUCGAGCCAAUGACGCAGACACUGGUGCCAAUGGAGAGAUAGAUUACAGCAUACAUCAGGCAUCUGAGACUGUUCAGAGGCUUCUGCGCAUUGACCGCUCCACUGGCAUCAUUUACGUCAAAGGCCUGGUAGACAGAGAAGAAACUAAUUUUCUCAAGUUCUUUGUGGUUGCCCGAGACCGUGGGCCUAAUUCCAAGAGUUCCAAAGUCCUAGUGACCAUCAUCGUCAAGGACCAAAAUGACAACGCACCAGCAAUAGAGAUUCGUGGUAUUGGGUUGGUCACUCACCAGGACAGUGUGGCAAACAUCUCUGAGGACAUGCCGAUCGGUACCCCAGUCGCACUAGUCCAAGUGUCUGACCGUGACGAGGGAGAAAACGCUGUGGUGACAUGUGUGGUCGCAGGUGACGUCCCUUUUCAACUCCGUCCUGCUAGCGAGUCAGCCAAUGAUAGAAAGAGAAAAUACUUCCUGCAGACAACGACUCUGCUGGACUAUGAACGAAUUAAAGAUUACCGAAUUGAAAUAGUUGCUGUGGAUUCUGGUAACCCAGCUCUGUCAAGCACCAAUUCUCUGAAGGUCCAGGUCACAGAUGUGAAUGACAACACACCAACAUUUUCUCCACCUUUGCUUGAAGUGUUCUUCCCUGAGGGAAACCAGCCAGGUGACAGAGUGCUAGAUAUUUUGGCCACAGAUGCAGAUAGUGGUAUAAAUGCAGAGAUGAUUUAUAGCAUCAUUGAGUCCUCUGCUAACAGACUUUUUGAGGUCGAUGCCAACACAGGAGAGGUUCGUGUUAAAAACACACUGGAUCGAGAGGAAGUUGAGCGCUAUGAGUUCCAUAUCGCUGCAGCUGACAAGGGGCUUCCAAGUAAAACUGGAACUGCUACAGUGGUUAUAAAUGUUCUAGACCGCAAUGACAAUGAACCCAAAUUUAUGUUAAACGGAUACAGUUUUUCUGUAAUUGAAAACAUGCUCCCACUAAAUCCUGUUGGUGUAGUGACUGUGACUGAUGCUGAUGAGGGGGAGAACUCAAGAGUGACACUGUUUGUAGAACCAGACAAUGGCAAGUUUGUGAUUCAAAAUGGCACAGGAACGAUCCUGUCAAGCAUUUCUUUUGACCGUGAAAAGGAAAGCACCUACACCUUCCGUCUGAAGGCUGUGGAUGGUGGUGAACCACCUCGAUCUUCCUACGUUGGUGUGACCAUCAAUGUCCUGGAUGAGAAUGAUAAUGCCCCCUAUGUCACCAAACCAUCCAACUCCUCUUACACUUAUCUGACACCUGUCACACCUCCAGAAACAAGAGUGGAAGUGGUUGAGGCUGAGGACAUUGAUGCUGGGCCCAAUGCAGAGCUGUAUUAUUCAAUUACCGGAGGAAACCCUUAUGGCCUUUUUCAAAUCUCAUCCACCAGUGGGGAAAUCACACUGGCACAAGCAUUCUCUGGCAAGCACAAUGGGCUUCACCGGCUUGUCGUGAGGGUCAGUGAUCGAGGCAAACCUGCUCGCCACACCACAGCCUUAGUUCACGUGUUUGUAAAUGAAACCAAAUCUAAUGUGUCCCUCAUUGAGGCACUUGUGGGUCACAGUCUUUACACACCUCUGGACAGAGACAUAGCAGGAGACCCUAACUAUGCCUACAGUCAGCAAACCAACAUUUUAUACGCUGUCCUUGCAGGUGUUGCUGUUGUUAUUUUGGUCAUUGUAGCUGUGGUGGUCAUCAGACAUCAUCUGCAGAAAGAUACUAAAAGCGGUUACCAAGCUGGCAAAAAGGAGAGCAAAGAUCUUUAUGCUCCCAAGCAGGGACCCAAAAAUGGCAAAGGAAAAAAGAGCAAAAAGCCCAGAGCUCCAAAACCCACCAAACCACUGGAAGAGGAUGAGGAGGCGAGUUUGCAGAAAGGUUUGAAGUUCAACCUUAUUAAUGACGUUAAUGACAGUCCCAGAAUCCAUCUGCCCCUCAACUAUCCACCAGGAAGCCCCGACCUGGGCCGUCACUAUAGGUCCAACUCUCCUUUGCCAUCUAUUCAGCUGCAACCACAGUCACCCUCUGCCUCCAAGAAACACCAGGCUGUUCAAGACCUCCCUGCAACCAACACCUUCGUAGGGACGGGCGACAACAACUCCACGGGCUCGGAUCAAUAUUCGGAUUACAGCUACAAGGCCAACCCACCCAAAUACAACAACAAACAGCUGCCCCACCGCCGAGUAACCUUCUCCACCUCCAACCAGGCCCAGGAUCUGCAGGAUGCAUCCCAGCACAGCUACUACGACAGUGGCCUGGAGGAGUCAGAGACCCCCAGCUCCAAGUCAUCAUCGGGCCCCCGGAUCGGCCCACUAGCUCUGCCAGAAGACCACUACGAGAGGACCACACCUGACGGCAGCAUCGGCGAGAUGGAACACCCGGAGAACGACCUCAGGCCCCUUCCAGACGUGGCAAUGACCGGUAACUGCACACGUGAGUGCACCGAGUUUGGGCACUCUGACUCCUGCUGGAUGCCCGGCCAGCCUUCCCCCAACCGUAAGGUCUCCAAGAACGCCCCCAAGCUCUCCACCUUUGUGCCUUACCAGGAAAUGGAUGGACAGGAGCACCUGAUGGCCAACGGCAGCCCGAAGCCCAUGGUAACAGAGGAACGUGGGACGGGUGGUGGCGCUGGUGGCAGCAGCUCCAAAGUGGCCAGCAUGAGGUUCAUGACCCCAUACAGCAGUGCCUACCCUGGGAGCGGAGACUCAUCUGGCAAAGACUGUGGCCUCGAGGAGAUCCCACUGAGCCAGGCAGCAGAGUACCACUCUGCUACCACCCCCACUGGCCAGACCUCCAAGAGAGAGAUCUACCUGUGAGGGUCAAGCUCUCAACUUUAAAUCCCCAAUGAUCCACGAUGCCGCUCACCGCCUCACCUCCAACCUCCUCACAUCCACCCCCUGUGCCUACAACUCGCUGUGCUGCAGCACGACUCACCCUUUUUCCUUUUUACAACUGCAUCACCGAACAAGGCUUUAGAACACCCCCACCCCGUCUUACUGCCGCCACCGCUGACACUCCCCUCUAGAAACCAAUCAAAUGUAAGAAUAGACAAACGAAAAUGGAAGAAAAUUCAGUUUUAGCUGCUGUGGAAGGAAUGUAAACUAUGCCACACAGUUGUGAUGAUUUCAUGGGAAACUAUUCAGCUCUUCGCGUAUUUGAGUUAAAUUUUUGUCUGUGGCAUUGCGCGUUGUUGCUGUGUCGGAACAGGAAAAGAACAAGGACUUCAUGGGGGCUAGGGCAGAACUUCUUGUAAAUCCUACUUAAAUAUACUGUGUAAUCUUAUCUAUCCUCGACUUUUUUAUUUUAUUUACUUUCUUUGUUGACUUCGGACGCCGUAGAAAUCACAUUUUUUAGUGAAGUUGAAUUCAAUCAACGGAAACAGCUCAUUGAAAAGACGUUUUCAGAAACGCAGCUGUUUCACAGUCACCGGAGUUGUAUCUUAGUUUUUCCGCAGAACAGAUCCUUUUUUCAGUGUACAGAGCUGUAAAUAUUACAAACAGUGAAAGAGGAAACUGCUGUGGCUCUCAGUGUGGAUCUGUGGCUGUUGUGCUGUCUGCAGAUCUUCACGUAUCGUCACUUUGAUGGACUGAAAAUCUGGGCGCACACAGGGUGACAACAUCGCAGCAUUCGGUGUCCCACUGCAGGAAUAUGGACUCUUGAGCAUCACCGACGGUGCCAAGUUACGACCACAAGACUUUUUGUUGUUUGAGUGUUUCAGUUUUUUUGUUUUGUUUUUGUUUUGUUUUUUUAAUCCUUGCAGCUUCUCAACACUGCUUUUGUGGGAAAGUACAUCCUUAUUUUAUCAAGAGGAAGCUGACUCAGAGGAUUAUGACCUCAUGUUGCUCUCAGUCGUUGACCAUAUUAUGAAAAUUGUUAUAAUGGACUUGUUUAACAGUUAAAUAUAAACACACAAUCUUCAACAUGUGUUACAUUCCCAUUUCAUUGUUUACUGAUGAGAAUCGAAAAAGGUUUUGGGAUAGAAAGUUCUGUUGCCAUCAAAUCACAAUGUUCAUGUUUAAGAAGAAAGAAUGAGAAUACAGAAAUUGUAAAAAUAAUUACAGCCUUCUUUUGUUCUAUGGGUUUCAUGCUUAAGGAUGUAUGUAUGAUCUGGUCUAAAAUUAUUUAAAUCUAAACCUCAAAUUAAGGAAUACCCACAACAAACUCCACAUUAUUUGUAAUUUUUAAAAAUGAGACAAAACAAUGUCAAAUGGAAACACCAUACAGCUGAAUACACCAUCAGUGUGGGUUUUAAUCGUGAAAGCAGAAACAAGCUGCUGCUUGUGAGAUGCUCCUAAAAACCUAUAGACUGUAAACGGUAAACUACUAUAAACUAUAAGCUGUAGUUUGCUGUCAUGACAUGUGCAUGUUUUAGCGCCAGUCUAAUGUUGUCAGAAAGACACAUUAGUGAUCUCAGAGAAGCAAUUGUUGCUCCACAUCAGUCUGGGAAGGGUAAUAUGAUAAUUUCAUAGCAAUUUGAAACCAUCCUCCUACCAAGCUAGAGAAAUAUUAUUCUGUAAUCGAAAGAAUUUACUUCCACAAUGCUGAUGGAGUAUUGACAAAGGUGUACAUUGGUUUUACCUAUGCUGUGUUAUUCUCAGUAGAUUAGUUGGCUUUUUAUGCAGAAAAUUGCAGUUCUCAUACAUUUUGAUUUUCUCGAGGUAUAAAAUUCCAAAAUAGAAGCCAUUUUUGGUUAAACGCAACUUAGUUAAAAUUGAGCUGCAGGGUCUUGGCAUUUUCUCCAUUUCUUAUAACUACAAUUAAAAGUUUAAAUGUCCCAUUGUAAAAGAUCAAAUAAAAAAAAAAAAAUCCUAAAGGUCCAUCCUCUAGGGAGCAGAUGUGAAGUCCAAAACUGCAUAUACUUUCAGCACAACAUUGGGGUAAGAAAAAUUACACAAAUUUUCAGUCAAACUUCAAUGACUAUCAAGUUAUGGUCCAGUUUUGGUACAAACACAAACAAGAAAAAACACAAAAAGAAAAAGCUGAGUAUUUAUCAGAAAGUCCAGCUGGUCUCAGAUGGUUGAGCAAACAUCAAUCGUGAAGCUGCUCCGGCAGCUAGAAUAUGUUAACCACAGUGUUCAUGAAGACUGUUUUGUUUGUUUCUGAAGCAGCUGUUUCCUGUUGAUACUGUCCACUGCAGCUGUUCUCACUCCUGUGUGUUUGACUUUAGAGAGCAUCUCCCUGCUGUGUUUGUUAACUCGAAAGAAGAGCCCUUGGGUCAUUGUCGCCGCUCGUUAGUUUCCAAUUCUUUCCCACCUCUGCGUGAGGCUGAGUUGCUCCAUGUUUAGCAGGAGUAUUUAUUAAGCCAGUUUGCUGUGUCAGGUGGGCGGGGGGCAGCUGGGGAAUGUGGCAGACAGUUGUUGUUGUGCUCCGGUCACACAGAAAUGCAAGAUUAAUGACAUCUGAAUGGGCUUUUGUCCACUAACCCUCCCACUCCCCCACACAUGGAGCUCAGCAGAGAACGUCUAAUUACAACCUGAGGCUCUGCAUAUCACCAGUGAUAAUUUGCAUGAGGAAAAGGGAGUUGGUGUGCAGGUUCAGUAAUUUCAGGUUCAGGUCAAAAUGGCUACUGAAAAUGAUGUGAGAUUUUACCUGAACUGAUGGAGACUAGCAGAAGAGGAUGAAAAGAGGAUAUUGAUUACCCUGCUCUCUGAGAUAGUUUAGCUUUUAAUAUUUAAUAUACUAAAUCAAGUGUGGACAUGUUCAAAGUAUACAUUUUCUUUAGCAGACACAAAUAAAAUAAAGUAAAUGAAAACAUUUGGAUCUUAGAUAAAUCUUAGUUUAAAGCUAAUGAAGAGCUAAAUCUGCAAAAAAAAAAGAACAAAAAGAGAAGUCUGUUUGCUCCACUUUAUACACCUUACCUUAAAGAAAAACAUGAUUAGCAAAAUAAAAAUGAAUGGAAAAGCAUUUCUAAUUUCAAAAACAUGUUUUGCUUAUUUAAAAACAUCCAUCAAGGUUAAAAACUGAGGAUGAAUCCACUGUUUAUAGAGAGAGCAGCAGACCUGAUAUGGUGGUCAUCAAUGCCCAAUGAAUUUAAUAUUAUUAAAUAUUAAAUUCAUUACACACAAUGUGACACAUUUCAAGCAUUUCGUCCGUCAUCUUUUCUCAAAGGUGGCAAUGUUUCUGACUAAAACAUGUUAUAUUUUUGAACUCAUCAAAGUACCUGCUGCAUCUUAUUGUUUUAGAAUCCAAUUGCAAGCCCCAGGAUUGGUUAUAGUUUGUAUUUAAUAAACUAUUAAACAAACUAUUAGACAAGUUAAUAAAAAAAGUAAAACAGUGUCCAAACGCUUGACUGCUACCGCGUUUCUGUGACCAUUUGAAGGAUCCAAAGUGAUGCAUUUUGUACCAUUUUAGUUAAACAUGCCUGUUUAUCACAUCCACAAGGUGAGAUCAAUGUCUUUCUCAAGUGAACAGUAGUGUAACUGACUCAUUAGUUUGGUUUCUUUGCACUCAGCACUUCUAGCCUUCACAGUCAGAGCACCACACCAAAGCAACAUAAACAAGUUGAAAGUCUUUGCAAGUGAACUGAUUACAAAUUAGGGUCAUCAGCUGGGUCAGGCAGGGUUAAUGUCUCAUUUCAUGAGGCAAACAGCUUGAUGGAGCAUCUUAGAUUGCUUCUCUCUAACUCUUGUGUUUUUAUCUUCAAUGUACAAUCAUCCGUUACAUAUCAGACAGCUAAUUGCUUUGUGUUGUGUUUCAUAUUUGGUUCAAUUUGAGGUAAAGCUUGACGUGUGGGCUCUUCUGCAGUUGUUCUCAUGAUUCAGCCUCCGAAUAAAGUUUGAUUUAUUCUCGACAUAUCUGCCCGUUCAGUAAAUAUGCUCAUACAACGACACACAUACAUCAACCGUCAUUCAGCUGCCGCUCAGCCCUACCCGCGGAAGAGAUUUAGAGCUCAUGAGUGCUGCAUGCGUCUGCGGGUGAUUUAACACCCGAGCUCAACGGUCUGAUUGAUUAUUUACAGGCGUAUCGUGGCGGUCCACCUUCACUCCUCUGCUCCUCUGCUACGUCCAGCGGCCGCUCGGGCGCGCGGUCAGAGUCCCGGUUGGCCUGUGUUUUGCUGAGUGCAGUGUGUGGUGUAAGGAUGCAGAAAAAGGUCUAGAGGUCUUGUAGCAUCAGCUUAGCCUCAACCUUUUGGCACCAAUUAACCCUGGAAGAAAACAACAACGCUCUGGUAACCUCUGGCAAUCUUUGGUGAACUCUGCAACGUUAGUUUUACGUCAAGAGAAAACAGUGCUUUGGUGUUUGUGCACAUACUCACUAAGAGAUUAGUUUACUUAUUAUAGACAUGAAUAGGUUUAAGUUCUUAAAAUACUUUUUAGUACAGAUAAACUUAAUUAAGCCUAGAUAAAAGAUUUGGGCUGGGACUCAUUAAGCUCUUCCAAACUGGUAGACUGAAGUCAGUUUUCUCCUCUAUGUACCUUAUAUUUGCAUUAUUAACAACUCAAUCGGUCUGAUUGGCAUCAUCAAAAGGAUUGAGCCAAUCAAGUCUUCCUUCUAAUUUUUCAAUUCAUAAGAAAUUGGAUAUAAGUGAGCUAAAACACAAAAAAUAUUAUGAUGGAAAAACAGUCCUGUAAUGAAGCAAGGCAUUGCUAUUUUCAUUCAUAGUGAAGAUAUAUAUUAUUCCCUAAUUUGUCAAUGAAAGCAUAGUUGUUUAAUUUCUUGUGGCAAAAAUACUUGCAGGAAAGUUUGCUCACGAAACAUCAGUUAGAUAAAGCCUAAUGUCAAGAAAUAUUUAUGACAGCUAAUGGAUAAUUUUAUUAAAGUUUGUUUACAGAAAAUUGUGCAAACACAGCAAAGGCAACAAAUAAGUGCUUCCCAUAAAAAACAGAAGGCAACAAAAAAAUAAAUGUCGCACACAAAAAAAAAAAAGUCAAAUAAAACUAAACAUGGAAAAAAUGACCCCAAGUGGUCUGAACUGUGUAAACUGCACAGUGGUCACAAUUUUGAGGAACAAGGUAAAACGCAGUUGUGUUAAUUAUAAUGAGGAAACCUGGACAAAUUUAUCCGUAUCGGACAUUUAAGCAAAAGGACAAAUCAAAGCCCUUUAGAUGAACAAAAAGAAUCAAUGUCAAACAUUCAAAAACACUAUUACAAUGCAGUGCUGUAAUAAAGAAAAUAAUGAGAAGUUGGAAUCCAGAUUAAAAUGAAUGAUGUUCCAGCCUUUCAAAGGCAGCUCAAAACAGACGAAACAAAAGUAAAAAUUACCUUCAUUUACAUUUCAUUCCAGCUGGUAUGACUGUGCAGUCAGACUGUCAGAUUUGAUAAAACCAAGUAAAGAGGAACAGCUACCGUGCUGAGAAUAUAGCUAUUUAUUUCUUUGCUUGACUUUAACUCACAUUUCUUCUUCUGUUUUUUAUCUUGUAUGACUGCAGCAGGAGCCCUGAGGUGUGUCUUGAGAACACUACAUAGAAGUUUCGAUAAUUUGGCAAAAAAAAAAAAAAAAAAUUCAUAGAAGAAAUUCAACUAGACAGAAUUUCAAAAUCAAGAGUAAAAGAAAAAAAUCUUUUUGGGUGUAAUUUUACCCAGAAACACGUAUCAAUAGUAAUAUUAUUAAUAAAAAAUACUUUAUACCCAGCAUAUGCGGUAACAGUCAAAUAUUUAGACAAGGUAAUGAAAAAAGUAAAACGGUGUCCAAACGCUUGACUGCUACCGCGUUUCUGUGACCAUUUGAGGGAUCCAAAGUGUCAGCAAACACUUCCUGCUCCCUGGAGGAAAACCUAAACCCCCCGACACAUCCUCCAGCCUCCCGACCUACCUGUCACCCCCCAGGAGACCUUCUGUCACACACUUUGACAGUCUCUGUAUGGGUGUGUAUGUGUGCGCAGGAAGAAGGAUGGGAGCUGGUCGCUUUGCAUGAACAUUUCAAAUCCACUUCACAGUGACAGAAAUUGAUAUUUCUGACAUUUUCUCUGUGUUGAAAUUCAGAUAUUCUGUUUGCCAAAAUAUUCAGGUGGACUUGCGAUAUGCACUGAUUCAUAUCUAAUCAAAGAAAAUGAUCUCUUUGGACCUUUUCAUUGAAAGUGGAAAAACUAUUUGUAAAAGUAGCGAGUAUCUUCACUCUUACUUGACAAUAAAAUGGACCAUUGUACACAUUAAUAUCUAUCAGUUAAUUUAUAUCAUAUACAAAUUCAGUGUGUGCUUCUCAAACCAAGCUGCAGCUCUUAUUACAAAAUAGCAUUACACUCCUUCAAUUUUACUCUUCAUUCAGUAUUAACUGAAAUUUAUUGCUGAUUUGUUCAACAUGUAUGACAGAAAUGCAUAAAUAUUUUGUGAAUAUUUUGUGAAAACCCUUUCUUAUUUCAUUUUUUAAACCUUUAGAAAACAAAAAUUGUACAAACACUACUGGAUAAAUUAAAAUUGUGGGUAUUUUGCACAGUUUUCUAAAAGAAAAGAUUUCUUGUGACACUGGGCAUCAGCUGGAUUUCCCCCCUUUUAUUUUUAUUCAUUUUAAGUUCGGGGAGAUAUAAUUCUGAUUAUCCAACCAUUUUGUUUGUAUCUUUACCAAACUAAUUGUCCUUACAUCAUAUUUUGGGUCAUGUAAAGAUAAUUUUUCUCAUCUCUGACCUGUCAGCUGGUGUUGUUAUGGAACUGACUCGGUAAAUUCAAUGUUUUCUCUCUCAGCUUUCUGAGAUCCAGUUGGGAACGAGUUGAUUCCCCUUGUUCCAUUUGCGAUGUGUAUAAAUGGGACAUUUGCUCUGCUGAACAUGUUAGACACAGAAAAAAAAACACACUUCAUAAUUAACACACAGGAAUUGCAUUGAAUUUAUUAAAAAAAUUUUCAUCAGGAGAACAAGUACUGGAUAAUGGCUUAAUAUUUGCAUUGCUUUUACUAAACUUCCAUUUAGUCAGCAAAAGUUUUACUUGAGAAUCAACAAACGUCUUAGCAGAUUGAGGAAAGGUGAUGAGCAACAGAAGGUUUAUCAACUGACAGAGGAGCAAUGCAAUCGACUUUUAAAUGUGCCGCUGCCUCUGAGCAGUUAAACAAUAAUAAUACAAACUAUUUAAUCUAUUAAAGAACAUAAAUGCAAAGGAUGUAUUCUAAUUAAAAUAUCCACGUGAAAAUACUUUUUUUUUUCCAAAUUUGUGACAAUAAGUGACAAUUUAGUCUGGAAAGGCCUUCCCAUCCAUUAAUCCAUCACCUUCCGCUUAAUCCAAGGUUGGGUCACGGAGGCAGCAGUUUAAGAAAGAAGGCCCAGACUUCCAUUGUCCCUCCAAUGUCUGGGUGUUUCUCUGGGUGUCUGUGGGACGUGGCUGGAAAUCCUGACCAAGGAGUCAACCAGAUGCCCCGACCAGAUGCCUGAGCCACCUCUACUGGCUCCACUCAAUGAGGAGGAACAGUGACUGUACUUUAAAACUCUCUAAUUGAUUGAGGUUCCUCAGAAUGAAAAUCAUUUUAGGCGCUUUUAUCUGCUGGACAGAAUCAUUUUAUAUUAAAAUAGGUUAUCAUUUGUGAAAGUGUAGAUUCAUUAACCUCUCAGCCUAUCCUUUUCUUGUAAAUCUUAACAUGUAUCAUUGCAACACAUUUAAAUUUCCAGCCACUCUGGUUCCUCAAAGUACAUUUUGUACUAAGUACUCAGUAUGCUUUUUUACUUUGAACACACUUUUGUGUAACAAAGAAGAAUUAAAAACAUUCUUCUCAAAAUAAAUACUUGUUUUGAAUACCUAUAUUAUAUUUUGAUAGAUGCCUUUCUUAUUUCAUAUCAGAAACAUGUUAGCGGAAAUAAAAACCAAGUCUAAAUCUAAUAGGAGUAUGCAUAAUUUUAGUCUCAAUUGUACUUCUAUUGCAGCCUUUCCUUGCAAUUGAUUGAAACGAAUUGGAGAAAAUUACUUCAAAGUAUUGAAGUGUGUACAGAAAAUGCAAAAUUUAGGUAUGAAAAAACAAAUUACAGAGAUUUAGGAAGGCAAAGAAAUAAAAAAUAAAAAACUACUGACACUGGAAACAAAAAAUAUUCUCAAAAUAUCUUGACAUUUCUUUUCCCACUUAGCCUAAAAAAAAACUGUUCAGUUUUGUUAAUCCUUUAUUUUUCUCAUGAUAAAUUCUUGCAAUGCAAGAAUUUGUGCUUUGAAGUGUUAUAGUUGUUCAAGUUGUUCAAUUAUUUGUGUAAUUGAGUGAUAAUAACACUGCAAAGCAACAUCAUCAUAUAUUCAUUUACAUGGAAAGGAGAAAACUGAGAUCUGAUCAAUCAGAUUUAAAAGCCAAAAUAAAUCCUUCACAAGAACAAAAAUAAGAUGAACAAACAAUUCAGUCAAGUUAAUGCGACACAUGUUGUGUUAUUGUCUCAGAUAUUGUCUCUGGUACUGUUUAGUUCACCGUGAUUUGCCUCCCUUUCUAGAGAAGACUUUAUUAAAAAGGUGAAAUGUACCUUUUACCUUAAGCAACAUAUAAUGUGUAGUCAAAUUAACUGUGAUUGAGAUGUAAUGGCUUCUUCCUUUGAUUUAAAAAUGAAUUGAUCUGCUUGGAUAUUUUUGUUUUUUCUUUGCCUGAAAAGAAAAAACAAACUCUCCGGGAUUACGUUACUUAUUACUUCUUUGUAUUUAAGUUAAAAUGUUUAGCAUUAAAUAUGACCAAAUCUACCAGAAAACCUUCUGCUUGCUCUGCUCUGCAUAAUCCAUUGAACCCAAUUUUAACCUUUCACAAUACAAAAAAAGUUUUCAGUGGAAGUUAAGUAAAGUUUGUCCUUCUGAAGUCGUUUUAAGGUUUAAACCUUUUCACUAAUAGAUCAGAUCUACAGCUUGAUGAGGCUGAAUUUUGUCAGUGCAAACGUCCAGUGGUAACUCAAAUGCAGUUCUACACAGAUGGCUCCACAUGAAUCUUGGAAUAAAGUUUGGUUUUCAGAUUGUGUAUUAUACCAAAGCUGGAGUCUCUGGAAGUGAGGCCUCAGCUGAAGCAUGAAGACAUGCCGAUUUAUAAAUAUGAUACAUUUCUGUUAUUGUCACAGUUGUUUAUCAAUGAUAUGGAAUCGACACUGUUAUAGACAUACAAUAUGGAAAUAAGUAAUUGUUUGUUGUUGUUUUUUUUUAAAGCUGAUGUGUGAAUGAUGAAUUGUUAUUUCGUCCCAAGCGAGCAAGUUCGCUACAAGUUUUUUAUUUCUCAACUCAACAUAAAUUAAUAGCUAAAUUUGGAAGAAAUUACAAAGACAGACUGGUUGAGCAAGCUUAUUUUUUUCCAUCCAGAAUAUAGAACGGUCUAUCCAAAGUUUAUCACAGAUGUAAAAUGUAGUCAUAUGACAACUAAAACCCAGUUUUCAAUGCAUUCUUGAGAAAAUUGAAACAACAAACUUAUAGUGGAUCCUUCUGUAAGCAAAAAUAAAACUCAAACGAUAUUAAAAUAGAAAUAUGUAAGGGCAGGGAUUUCACAGACCAACACAAUUUGUGCACAAUUUUGAAGAUCACCAUGAAAAUGUAUUAUUUUCACAAAUGAAAUCAUCUGAACACCAAGAAAAUGACAAAUGUUGUUAUUUAGAAAUAAGACCAUCUGUCUUUUUCACUUCUAUUCAAAAUUGUGCACAAUUGUGGUGGUUUGAUAUGAAAUCCCACUCUACUGGUUAAAUGUUUUGGUUCUAGCAUUAAAAAAUAUGAAAAGUUCAAUAAGGAUUAAUACUUUUGCAAGGCACCCUGUAUAUGUGGUAUUGUUCCUAAAUAUUUGAGGUUAUAAUUUGCAAAUUUAAGAAAAGCAGUUGUCAUUUCUAUGUAUUUUUAUGGAGCUCAGGGUGUGGCGUCCACAUUUAUAUAUUACUAAUAAGAAACUAAAAAUCUUCAUAAAAGUGAUCAUUGGCACAAAUUCCUUCAGUGAUUUAUUGGGUUUUUAAGUCCAAAUUUGUAUAGAAAAACAUUAAUUUUGGUCUUAACAGCAUGAAAAUUUUACAAUAUAGCAAAACAAAAAUACAUUUUUUUUUCAAUUAGAAAAAUAAGUGGAGAAAAGUAUUGAAUGAUUUUUGCUUUUACAUGAAGUCCACAUUUGUAACCUAAAUGUUGGUUGGUUAUAUUUAUAUAGAGAAAAAAAAACUGCUAGUGAUGCCUUGUUUUUUUGUACAGUUUUAUGUACAUGCAAGUGUAGGUUUUUGAAAGAUGAAGAUGAGAAACUAUAUAUAUUCAAAUCCGUGAAGGAAUCCAGAACCUGUAGGAAUAUAUCAUCUAAAGUACCGUAGGAUCUAUUGUAACGUAGGAGAGAGGAGUAAAGCUCAGAGUGGAGGAAGACAGCGUCCCUCCUCCUCCGAUCAUUCACCCACUCCUAAUUUUUUCCAUUUUCCAUUUUCGUUCUGAAACUGAUCUCUUGUUUUCGAUGUCUUUUGAUUCUCUUGGAGGACGUUUGGUGAUGUGUUUGAUCCUCAUCUGUUCUCUUUCUAUUGGCAUGUUUGAAUAAAAAAAUGUGGUAUUUUAUUUUUGCUGAGCAAAUCAAAGAAAUAUCUUGUAAUUACUCCUUCCUUAUAGCUUUACAAUAAAAUCCAUUCAGUCGAAGAAAGAU